CGGGCUGACCCGGCGGCUCGGGCUGGGGCGCCGCCCCUGCGUCUCCGCGCACACCCGGAAGCCGCGCGCAGCGGAGCCCCGCGAGUGUGUGGCCGCCAGGAGGCGAGAUGGCAGCUGGGCAGAAUGGGCAUGAAGAGUGGGUAGGCAGCGCAUACCUGUUUUUGGAGUCUUCGAUGGACAAGGUGGUCCUGUCUGAAGCCUACACAGAUCCCCAGAAGAAGGUGGCCAUAUACCAGGCCCUGCAGACUGCACUGUCAGAGAGUGCGGACAGCCCUGACGUACUGCAGAUACUCAAGAUCCAUUGCAGCGACCCGCAGCUCAUCGUGCAAUUGCGUUUCUGCGGGCGCCUGCUGUGCGGCCGUUUCCUUCAAGCCUACCGCGAGGGGGCGCUGCGCGCCGCGCUGCAGAGGUGCAUGGCCUCCGCACUUGCCCUGGAAGCCGUGCGGCUGCAAUUGGAGUUGCAUGCUGGCGCAGAGCAGCUGGACACUUGGCUGACCGACGAGGAGCGCUGUUUGAAUUACAUCUUAGCCCAGAAGCCGGACCGGCUCCGGGACGAGGAACUCGCGGAACUGGAGAAGGAGCUGGGCAAGCUGACGUGCGACUGCACUGGCCAGGGUGGAACCAUACAAGUUGACUCAGCCGCUUCUAAGUCCCUGGUUCCCUCUCCGGCCAAGGAGAAACCACUGCCGGCGGCCUGCCAAACUUUUCUGUUCCAUGGUCAGCCCAUAGUGAACCGGCCACUGACUCUGCAAGACCAGCAGACGUUCGCUCGCUCAGUGGGCCUCAAAUGGCGCAGGGUGGGGCGCUCGCUGCAGCGUAACUGUCGAGCACUGAGGGAUCCUGCUCUCGACUCGCUGGCCUAUGAGUACGAGCGAGAUGGGCUAUAUGAGCAGGCCUUCCAGCUUCUGCGCCGCUUCAUGCAAGCCGAGGGCCGCCGUGCCACGCUGCAGCGCCUGGUGGAGGCGCUGGAGGAGAACGAACUCACCAGUCUCGCAGAGGAUCUGCUAGGCCAGGCGGAGCCGGAUGGCCGCCUGGCCUAGGUCUGGUACUGUGGGGAGGGCGGUCAACCAGCAGUUGAGCCAGGGUUUGGACCCCACCGGUGGCUGUUGGGGUCUUUUUACUGCUGCUCUCGCUACUGCUGACCACUUUCCAUCCACUGGACUGAUGAUCCACUUUGCUGAGCUGCUGGAGCGGAACUGACUGCCUUCCUCAAGAGCCAGGCAAGCACCACGGAACUUCAGGGGUACAUCACUGAGGAUUCUACCCCAGAUUCUUUGAUGGAGACAGUGUAGAUAUCUCUGUCUUCCCAUCCUAAAAGAGAGGACUUCCUGGAAAAACUCACCAAGUACCUGGACCUUCUGAGGUCUAGAUGUCUGUCAUUCAAGAUGCUGUAAAUACGGUUGUGAUCAGGAUGCAAGAAUCUUCCCUGCCCUUGGCUCAUAUUCAACGUGGGACCUAAGCACUUUGCAAUGAUAAUAAAAUGUAACCCUUUUACAGAC
Messenger RNA from Peromyscus leucopus (white-footed mouse), 1499 nucleotides. It is a transcript of the gene Tradd, whose product is annotated as TNFRSF1A associated via death domain. Gene Ontology annotation, molecular function: transmembrane receptor protein tyrosine kinase adaptor activity. Lineage: Eukaryota; Metazoa; Chordata; Mammalia; Rodentia; Cricetidae. The transcript is spliced from 5 exons. The record is from RefSeq and is a predicted model, not a curated record. Gene Ontology annotation, biological process: extrinsic apoptotic signaling pathway; positive regulation of canonical NF-kappaB signal transduction. Gene Ontology annotation, cellular component: tumor necrosis factor receptor superfamily complex. The coding region runs from base 108 to 1040 and encodes 310 amino acids.